GGUUCCGGCGUGUGUGGGAUGUGUGUAUCGAGUGCGGAUGGAAAGUAGAAGGACUGUUUGAAAUUGACUGAAAUCCAAGAGGAUGUAUUUGUUUUAAAGGGACAAGAAAGAAGUACUGAGGUUUUAGGACGGUUCGGAAUAUAGGCAUUAACUGUCACGGCACGACCGAGCUACAUAACUACAGGUUAUCGUUGGUGAGAGGGAAGGGAACGGGAAGGGGAGGGGUUGGACAUGUUAGCAAAGUAGCAAGCUAGCUGGCUAGCUGCCUAAUGCUUGCUGGAAAGCUGCACCACGAAGCGAUUUAAAUACACAUUCAGCACGCUAAAGGGCACAAGUAAAUACAAGUACAUUCAGCGUGGAUUCUAUAAGUAUUUAGUUGCGAGGCUAUAUUAAAUUGCAUAGCGCAGGGCCCACGUUGCUCAUUCGAGUUUGGGGAUGGCGGCUGCGGUGGGCCCGGCGGAUGCAGCGGAGCUCAUAGACAUCUACGGUGAAGACGAUUUCAAUCAAAACAGUGGCGAGGAUGGAGAAUUUGUGGGAAGAGCCGAGCCGAGUGAUCUCUAUGACGAUGUACUGACAGGCUCCGUAAGUCAAGAUAGGCUGUUGAGGGAGGAGGCCACAUCUUCCAACAAGGCCCAGCCAACCAAACCUGAGAACAAACCUGCUAUACUGUACACUUACAGUGGUGGGCGGAGCAAGAGGCUGGCUGUCUAUGUGGGCAACUUCUCUUGGUGGACCACAGACACCGACCUGAUCAACGUGGCGAACCGGAUCGGGGUGAAGGACAUCCAGGAGAUCAAGUUUGCAGAGAACAGAGCCAACGGCCAGUCCAGAGGGUACGCCGAGGUGGUGGUGUCGUCCGAGUCCUCCCUGCAGCGGCUGCUGGAGUCCCUGCCCCACUCCCACAUCAACGGGGAGAAGGUGGACUGCCGCUUCGCCACCCGCCAGAACUUCUCCCUGUUCGAGUCCCAGGCCAAGAAGCGUGUCCCACAGCGCUCCAACUCUCGCGAGUCGGACUUCACCGACGGGCGGCCCCCCGGGUCCUCCCCCGAGCACCCGCCCCUCACCCACCCCCACCCACCCCACCCCCACCCUCCCCACCCCCACUCCAGUAAGCCCUCCUCCCUGCCCCCGCCCUUCUACGCCCGGCCCCCUCCCUUCGGCGGAGACCUGCCCCCACAUUUCCCACCCCCGCCGCCCCACAUCCCCCCUCCGCCCCUGCCCCACAUGUACCCCCCGCCGCCGCCCCACAUCCCCAGCCAGCCCGCUCCCACCCUCCACCUAAACCCCGCCUUCUUCCCCCCGGCUCAGGAGAGCUACAGCAGCACAGCCUACAGCCGUAACAGCAGGGACGCCGACGCCCCCACGCCCCCCAUGCCGGAGGGGGAGUACGAAGAGCUGAUGAACAGGAACCGGACCAUCGCCAGCAGCGCCAUCACCAAGGCUGUGACUGGGGCCACUGCAGGAGACUUCCCCCUGGCCAUCGAAACCCUGCUAACGGCCAUCGCCGUCAUCAAGCAGUCGCGCGUCUCCACGGACGAGCGCUGCCGAGCCCUGGUCACGUCUCUGAAGGACUGCCUGUUCUCCAUCGAGAGCAAGUCCUACGGGUCCAGGAAAAGGCACCGUUCCCGGGACAGAGACAGAGAGCGGGACCGGGAUCGGGACAGGGAGCGCGAGCGGGACAGGGAGAGGGAGCGGGAGAGGGAGGGCUCCCACAGCCAGUCCUGGGACAUGGCGGGCGGCGGCGGCGGUGGUGGCGGCGGCGGCGGCGGCGGGGGCGGGGGCGCGUCCCGCAGGCACCGGGACCGCUCGGCCAGCGGGGAGAGGGACCGCAUUCGGGAGAGGGAGAGAGAGCGACACAGAGAGUACAGGGAGCGGCAUCGCUAGGACGUUUUCCUGCCCUCCGACUCCCCCCCCGCCUCCCCCUCCCUCUCCCCAAAGUCACGUGACGGAGCGGGAGAGGGUCUUUUCUACUCGACGCUGCUGAGGAACGUGGGAUAGCUGGAGGACGGAGACGGAGAGAAAGAGAGACGCCGAGAGAAGGGGGGAGGGCGGGUUUUUACGGAAAGAGGGGGGAGGCACUGCUCAUUCCCCAUCCAGACUCAGCUGCAGCACCUGCUCCGAUCUCUCUCAGCCACGAGCGCAGCUCCUCUGAAGAACUCGGCCUUGUGCUCUCCACCUUGUUCUCUCUCUCGCUCUCUUUCUCCGUCUCUCUCUCCCUCUCGCUCUGUACAUACAGGUGUCCUUCGUGGAGAGCCUUUGUUUUAUUAGUAUUGUUUUGUGAUUUCAUUUUGAUUGCAGGAUAGUGGGCGUAGGGACGCGGGAGGCAACUUUCCCCCCCCCCCCCCCGACCCAGGACACCGCUAAGAUUUUUUGAUACGUCCGUUUGUGCGUUCGUUCGUCUGUAUUUUGUGUCCUUAUUUUUUCUUUUUUUUUUGUAAUAACUAAGAAACUGAAUAAAAACAAACAAAUCAGUUCAGCCACGAUAAA
Molecule: messenger RNA, 2487 nt
Organism: Anguilla rostrata (American eel)
Lineage: Eukaryota; Metazoa; Chordata; Actinopteri; Anguilliformes; Anguillidae
Product: cleavage and polyadenylation specificity factor subunit 7-like
Biological process (GO): mRNA alternative polyadenylation
Cellular component (GO): mRNA cleavage and polyadenylation specificity factor complex
Molecular function (GO): mRNA binding
Source: RefSeq, a predicted model, not a curated record